This is a messenger RNA of Manis pentadactyla (Chinese pangolin), 924 nucleotides long. RefSeq names its product olfactory receptor 8S1-like. NCBI's taxonomy places the organism in Eukaryota, Metazoa, Chordata, Mammalia, Pholidota, Manidae. Gene Ontology annotation, biological process: G protein-coupled receptor signaling pathway. The coding region runs from base 1 to 924 and encodes 307 amino acids. Gene Ontology annotation, cellular component: membrane. Gene Ontology annotation, molecular function: G protein-coupled receptor activity; olfactory receptor activity. The transcript has a single exon. The record is from RefSeq and is a predicted model, not a curated record.
AUGGCCUUGAGGAACCACAGCACCAUCUCUGAGUUUGUUCUCAUGGGGCUGUCUUCAGACCCCCAUGUCCAAGCCCUGCUCUUUGUGCUCUUCCUGGGGAUUUACCUCCUGACCCUGAUGGGGAACCUGACGCUGCUGCUGCUGAUCAGGGCCGAUUCCCACCUCCACACGCCCAUGUACUUCUUCCUGAGCAAUCUGUCCCUCCUGGACCUCUGCUUCUCUUCUGUCACUGUGCCAAAGCUGCUGAAGGACCUGCUGUCAGAGAAGAAAACCAUCUCAGUGGAGGGCUGCCUGGCCCAGGUCUUCUUUGUGUUUCUCACUUCAGGGACUGAAGCCUGCCUGCUCUCAGUGAUGGCCUAUGACCGCUAUGCUGCCAUCUGCCACCCUCUACUCUACGGCCAGGUGAUGAGCAACCAGCUCUGUGUGAGACUGGUGCUGGUCUCCUGGGGCCUGGCCUCUCUCAAUGCACUUGUCAUUGUGCUCUUGGGUGUUGACCUGGACUUCUGUGAUGGCCAUAUCAUCCACCACUACACCUGUGAGCUGCCUGCUCUUUUUCCCCUGUCUUGCUCUGAUAUCUCCAUCACUAACAUUAUCCUGCUGUGCUCCAGCUUAUUGCAUGGGCUUGGAACCUUCCUCCCCAUCUUCUUCUCCUACGCCCGUAUUAUUGCCACCAUCCUGAGCAUCAGCUCCACCACGGGCAGAAGCAAGGCCUUCUCCACCUGCUCCUCCCACCUUGUUGCUGUGAUCCUGUUCUUUGGUUCAGGUUUUCUUUGUUAUCUCAUGCCUCCCUCUGGGUCCUCUUUGGAUUUACUUCUCUCUGUACAGUACAGUGCUGUCACACCCAUUUUGAAUCCCCUCAUCUACAGCCUAAAGAAUGUGGAGGUAAAGGCAGCUGUGAAAAGGACAUUGGGGAAAUAUCUAUAA